Messenger RNA from Paramecium pentaurelia, 1132 nucleotides. The record is from the annotation of a GenBank genome assembly. Lineage: Eukaryota; Ciliophora; Oligohymenophorea; Peniculida; Parameciidae.
AAUGGGUUAAUGUAAAUGUGCUACAUAAUGUUGUUAAAAAGAUGAAUUAACAUCAUAAAAAAUAUCUACCAGAUCCAUUUAAGUUUCCAUUAAACAUCAUAAACAUUAAAAAGAUUAAACAUCAGAUAAAAUAGAUGCACUUAUUCAAGAUGAUUUAGACUCAGGCAUAAUGAAAAAUUCAAUGCAUAGUAAAGUUUCAAUUUAAGAUAUCUCCAAAAAUUUGAUUUCAACUCAAUAACCAAUACCAUAAUAAGUUAUAGAAACUAUUUAAAAUAAAGAACGCAAAUUACUUCCAGUACAUUUACAAUUUAAUUAGAUUAUGUUAAUGCCAAAUGGAACCAAAUAUGAAGGACAAUGGCUUAAUGGUAUGAGAGAUGGUUAUGGAAAAUAAAUAUGGCCAGAUGGAUCAAUAUAUGAAGGUUAAUGGAAAUAAGAUAAAUCAAAUGGAUAAGUAAGCGACUCUUUAAUAUUAAGGGAAAAUUAAUUCAUGCUGAUGGAGAUAUAUAUGAUGGAGAAUGGGUUGAUGAUGCAGCUUGUGGUAAAGGAACAUAUGUGCAUUUUAAUGGAGCAAGAUAUGAAGGUGAAUGGUUGAAUGAUAAUUAACAUGGUUAUGGUAUUGAAGUAUGGCCUGAUGGAGCAAAGUAUGAAGGUCAAUAUAAGUAUGGUAAAAAGAAUGGUAAAGGAUAAUUAACAUUUGUUGAUACUGCUAAUUAUGAAGGUAAUUUUCAUCAUUAAAUUAAAGGUAAUUUCAUUGAUAAUGAAAUUUCUGGAUUUGGUGUUUAUAAAUGGCCAGAUGGAAGAGAAUAUAUUGGUUAUUGGUUAGAUAAUAAAAUGCAUGGAGAAGGUACUCUUAAAUGGCCAGAUGGAAAAUAAUAUAAAGGAGUAUUUUGUUUGAUUAUUAAAGAAUUAUUAAUAAGAUAAAAAAUAAGGUAGAGGUGUAUUCUAUUUUGGAGAUGGUCGGAAAUAUGCAGGAACUUGGAUUAAUGGAAAAUAAUGUGGUAUUGGAAUAUAUUAUCAGAGUGAAAACUAAUAUAGAAUAGGAAUGUGGUAAAAUGGAUAAAGAACUAAAUGGCUUAAGGAUGAAGAAAUGGAAAGUAAUAAGGAGUAAAUCAAUUAACUAUUAGAAUUAUGA